Messenger RNA from Python bivittatus (Burmese python), 3365 nucleotides. It is a transcript of the gene KEL, whose product is annotated as Kell metallo-endopeptidase (Kell blood group). Gene Ontology annotation, biological process: protein processing. Lineage: Eukaryota; Metazoa; Chordata; Lepidosauria; Squamata; Pythonidae. The record is from RefSeq and is a predicted model, not a curated record. Gene Ontology annotation, cellular component: plasma membrane. Gene Ontology annotation, molecular function: metalloendopeptidase activity.
GCAGUCACUGGGUGAAAAAGAUACGUGUUCCAUCCCAAGGAGUAGAAAGUGUGUUUGAACUGCACGUUCCAGGAGGAAACCAUGACACAAAGAAGGAGUGGGCGGGAACGUUAUCAGCUUCUAUUUCCUUCAGAGAUGUCAUUUUGACCAGCUUCCCUGCCACUCCUCCUCCAUCUCCUCCUCUGUCAUGCCUCCAGCCAGAAUAGGAAGAGAAAGCUUGGUCUCUGCUCUGAAAUGAUAUUCCUUGCUAACCCCUGAGGAGAAGGUGGAUUGAAGGCCACGGACAAGGAGAGAAGUUUCAGAAAGAAUUCAAAAGUGAAAUCAUGAGGACAUCUCCGCAGACUGAUGAAGGCCCAGGAGGGACUGUGCAAAGAUGUCAUCAGGGAAAAUCCCUCUUCCUUUGUGCUCUGCUCUUCACUGCUGUCAUUGGUCUUGUGCUAGCCAUUGUCUUCUCCAUCAUUACAUGCAAUCUAGAAAGCUGCAAUACUUCGUCGUGCCUUGUGCUCCUGGCCAGAUUGCAGAAGGCCCAGAAUGGCACCAUUGAUCCUUGUGAAGACUUCUUCAGUUACGUGUGUGGCAACUGGGAACCUAAUAGCACAUGGGGCAUGGACAGACCCUCAGUAAAUGUGUUUGAUGUGGUUUUGGAAGAAAACCUUCUCAUCAUGAAGAAGCUUUUAGAGGAAUCACCACUUGGGGAUAAUGGCUCAGCUCAGGAGAAAGCCAUGCGGUUUUAUGCCUCCUGCAUGAAUACGGAUCAGAUUGAAGCUCAAGGUGCUGAGCCUUUGAAGGAGCUCAUAAAUAAGAUUGGUGGUUGGAAUAUCACUGGCUCCUGGAAAGAAACAGAUUUUAACCAAACUCUUCAGAUACUCAUGGAAAAAUACAACACAUUUCCAUUCUUCAGAGCAUAUGUGGGACCCAGUUCAUCUGAUCCAAGCACCAAUAUUAUCCAGAUUGACCAUCCACAAUUUGAGUUGCCACUAAAAUAUGAUCUUGAAAGAAAUGUGAAUUAUCCCUGGGUCGUACAUUCAUAUUACUUGUAUCUAAAGAAGCUAGGAGAGCUGAUGGGAGGCCACACAAAUGCUACUUCUACCUACUUUUCCUUGGUAUUGUCCUUUCUCUCAAACCUCCAGAAGGUUGUUACUCCCCUGAAGAAGCGACAGGAGAAAAGGAUGCUAUUUUACCACACCACCAUCAGGAAGCUGCAGGAAAAGGCUCCUGCUAUCGACUGGCUGUCAUGCCUUCAGGCAGCUUUCCAUCCCAUGCAGCUAAACAUGUCUCAAACAAUUGCUGUGCAUGACAUGGAUUAUUUGAAAGGAAUGUCACAACUUAUUGGAAAGUGGCAAAACCGGAGAGAUGUAUUACAGAUCUACAUGAUACUUUGCCUAAUUGGAAAUCUCUCCCCAACCCUGGACAGCCAAUUCCAGAAAGCUCAUCAAGAAUUUGUACAUGUGCUUGAUAGUAGGAUGAGGAAUACAGACACGAUGACCACUGAGCGAUGGAGGAAAUGCCUGAGUGACACUAGCACAUUCUUUGGACCUGUUCUUGGGAAGAUGGUUGUGCAGGAGAUUUUUCCCCAGAAGGCCAAGGAUCUCGCAGAAGAGAUUUUUUCUGAGAUCCGAGAUGCCCUUCACAGCCAUCUAGAUCAAGUUAAUUGGAUGGACUCCCAAUCCCGCCAAGAAGCCAAGGAGAAAAUUUAUAGACUCCAAGUGGAGAUUGGCUAUCCAGAAAGCAUCCACCAAACAAACAAAGCUGACGAUGAGUAUCAAGAGCUGAAGAUUGAGGAGAAUAACUUUUUCCACAAUGUGGUUGCCUGCCUGAAGUCUCUGCAGAAAAGGCUCUUGCUCAGACUUGUCAGUCCCCAUCUGCACGAUAAUUGGGAAGUGGCUCCUUGGUCUGUCCAUUCCUACUAUUCACUGAGGCGCCAUGCUGUAGUUUUUCCUGCUGGGAUGUUUCGCAAUCCUUUCUUCCAUACUGAAUUUCCCAGUGCUGUCAACUUUGGAGUCAUGGGUUUUUUCAUGGCACAUGAACUACUGCACUCCUUAUAUGAUUAUGUGUUGCCCAAGAACUGUUCUACUUGUGGCAUGGAUAUACCAGCAGAAGGUAAAGAUUGUCUGGUGAAACAAUAUGAGAACUACUCCCUGAAGGGCCAUGGUGUCAAUGGCUCCUUCACACUCCUGGAGAAUUUAGCUGAUACUGGAGGACUUGCCAUUGCUUACCAGGCUUAUGAAAACUGGUUGGCAAAGCACAAAGGGGUAACAAAUUUACCUAGGUUUGGGCUGUCACACCAUCAACUCUUCUUUGUCAGCUUUGCCCAUGCAAUGUGUGGGUACCAGAGCCUUGAGAGUCUGCAAGCCUUCUUACACAGGGAUCCCCACAGCCCCUCUCCCCUCCGUGUGAUUGGGUCUUUAAGCAACAGCCAGGAUUUCUCUAGACAUUUCCAAUGUCCAAGUGAGUCACCGAUGAAUCCAACUCUUAAGUGCCACAUCUGGUGAGAUGAUCUCAAGAGCAGAUGGGACAGUUAAUGCAGAAGACAGAGAUUGGGGCUAUAAAGUCAUGAUUCAGUAUGUCAAUCAUGCUUGUUGCAAGGGUCUAUUCCAUUCCUUCAUGGUGCAGUGCUGCUUCCCCCACUCCUGUUCUCCAACUGUCUAUGUGAAAGAAGGUUCCAUCCAUUUAUGAAAAUGGAAAAGAAGAGAACAUACUGCACUGUGGACAUUCUCUACUACUUUUAAAAAGCAUUUUGUAAAAAUCAUUUUGUAAUCAGACAAAAGAAAAGACUCCAUCUGAGAACCAAAGAAGUGAAACUCGAAACAUUGAGAUGAGAGACACUAAGAUUCAGUGUGUGCCAAAGCAUGUUAAAAUUCAAUCCAUGGUUGACGUUGGAAAUUUGUGUUUGGGUUGAAUCAAUUCAGAAAGAAGAUAAUGGCUGACUCAACAUGCAAAACUGUUUCACAUGAAUAAGGACAAGAAAAAUUUGCUCUUACCUCCUAUUUUACAUGUUAAUUUCCUUUAAAUUCAAGACCCUUUUGUACAGAGAAAAUGGCCAUCACAGUGACAGCUUGAUCUUCUAAAUAGUCCCCAGAUAACCCUAAUUAAAAAUCAUAACCUGUUUUCUAUCUUCAUGAUGUAGCCCCUGGAGACAAAGCAAUGAGUACAGCUAUGUUUUUGUUCAGAAAUCAUAUCAAAACAUAGUUUGCACUUCCUAGUUUGCAAAAAUCACUUCCAAUUAUGAUUUUAGAUUACAAUUUCUAAUUCUGAUUCCCAAUUAGAAAACCAUAGUUUAUCAAUCAGUUGAGGCAUCAUACCAUGUUGUAAGUUAUGCUUUUAUGUAAUACUUGAAUUAAUCUUAAAUAAAUCUAUAUAUUGUU